Cinara cedri is the source of this 1917-nucleotide messenger RNA. Lineage: Eukaryota; Metazoa; Arthropoda; Insecta; Hemiptera; Aphididae. The record is from the annotation of a GenBank genome assembly.
AUGUACAAGCUCCAAGAGUGCCGCAAAGCAUACCCAAAAAUUACUUUCAGAGUCCAAGGUUCUGAGGUUAUAUUCUCUCGUGAAACCAGAAAAAAAUAGACUCGUAUGCAAGUAUAUUUGUCUGAUAAAUUAUAUAUCUGCCCAAACUAUAGUAAAUUAGUGAUUGUUGUUAAUUGUAUUUUAUUUAUUUCAGAUGCUGUGUGCUUUUUACUAGUAUCUAGCGCUGUUACAAUGGCAAUUCCGUUCUCCUUUGGACGUAUUGUUGACAUAAUAUACAAGUCUGAUUCUACAGAAGUACAAUCUAAAUUGGUUACAAUAUGUUCUAUACUACUUCCUAUAUUUAUAAUUGGUGCUGCGUGCAAUUUUGGACGAAUUUACUUGAUCAACACUUCUGGUAUGUGACUAAUAUGAAUCAAGUAACAAGUAAUUACUAAUAUCUAUAGUGAAACAAUUUACUAUUUAAGUAUAAUACUUUAAUAAUUUAAUAUAAAACUUAUAUUUAGUAAUGGAAUUAACUAUAAUAUUUCAAUUGUUUAGUUUUAUAUUUUUUUUUUUUUUCAAAUACUGCUGUAGUUUUGUUGAAUUUUAUUCUUAACAAACUAUUCUUAUCAAGUUGUCACAAAAAUAAAUGAGAUAGUUACUUUUUGAAGUUAAUUAAUAAUUUUUAAAUGUGAAUAUUUUUUACAAAGUCUAUACAUNACAUUCUUUAUAGGUAUUUCAAUGUGAUUAUCCUAUAAUUUUAAAUAUAUUUGUCUUCCAUUUCUAUACUUAGUGUCUUAAGUCUACUAUCCCAUUAACCACGCCUCUCCCUUUAUAUUAACCCCCGUCUCAACUGCUUUUAAAUAACCUCUUAUUUGACCCCACACUUUUCCUCUCUUACCAUUUUUCUUUACAUUUCCUAUUUUUUGUAUUACUACAAAUCAGAAACACCAUUUUUUUUUACGUUUGUGAGAACGGCCAUUAGAUAAUUUAAUAAUUGUUGAUUGUUUAAAUUUUUAUCAUAGUUGUACCUUGUAACACGAUUAAUAUCGUUUCUCAUAUUAUAAAGCACAUUCAGAUCACAAAUUAAGUUUUAAUUCGUUAUGUUUUAAAAUAAAUAAUUGCAGCCCCUCCACUUAACGAACAUUGAAAUUCGAUAAUAAUAUUAUUAUGGUAUUAUAACAAAAUACCUAAACGUAUUAUCUAUAAUGUUCAUGAUUAUAACAUUAUCACUUAUCGCAAUUUAUUAUCAUUUUUCCAGUCUUGGACUGCAUUAAAACUAUUGCAUACCUAUAACUGUAGGGUAUGUAGUCUCGAUUUCUUUUUUUCUUGUAGCUAUAUAAUAAUCAAAUUAUUUUUUAAUUAUCGAUUUAUUCUUUUGCCUUAACGAUAUGCCUGUCAAUACGACGACGUUUGGAUUGUUACGUUAUAACUUAUGUACUAAACUUAAAUUGCCCGUUUGUUGUUAACACAGAGUUAUACUUUCAAUUAUUCCACACUGCCCUACACGAAGACUGUUAUUUAACAAUUUGAUGCGAUGUACAAGCUCCAAGAGUACCGCAAAGCGUACCCAAAAAUUACUUUCAGAGUUCAAGGUUCUGAGAUUAUAUUCUCUCGUGAAACCAGAAAAAAAAAACUCAUAUGCAAGUAUAUUUGUAUAAUUAAUUAUAUAUCUGCCCUAACUAUAGUAAAUUAGUGAUUGUUGUUAAUUGUAUUUUAUUUAUUUCAGAUGCUGUGUGCUUUUUACUAGUAUCUAGCGCUGUUACAAUGGCAAUUCCAUUCUCCUUUGGACGUAUUGUUGACAUAAUAUACAAGUCUGAUUCUACAGAAGUACAAUCUAAAUUGGUUACAAUAUGUUCUAUACUACUUCCUAUAUUUAUAAUUGGUGCUGCGUGCAAUUUUGGACGAAUUUAUUUGAUCAACACUUCUGGUAUGUGA